GAAGCAAAGAACUGCAUAAAACAGACAAACAACGAAUCUGAGAAGUAGAGCGACGUGUGAAGUUCAAAGAGAGAAGAAUUCAUGAUGUUUUCAACAACAAACUCCACAGUGAAGGCGACUUGUGUUGUGACAAUGAUGAUGAUGAUGAUGAUGAUGAUGAUGGUGAUGGAGGCAGCAGCCAUGCCGAAAGCGGGCAGCCAUUCCAAACACCCGGGGAGGACACACAAGCGCACUGACGGUGAUCACAUAGAAACAGUCCCCUUGCAACUUGACCCCAGCUUUUUGGCUCCUAAAAACAUCCGAUCACUUCAGAACUCCUCCAUCUCCCCAUGGACGUACAGCGUCUCCCAAGACGAAUCUCUGAUCCCUCGGCUGUCGGAGGCGCGCUGUUUGCUGCGGGGCUGUCUGGAUUCUGAGGGCCUCGAGGACCUGAGUCUGGAGUCCAAACCCAUCAUGCACCAGGUCCUGUUGCUGCGGCGGGUCAGGACGCAGGAGGCGGGGCGCGGCUACAUCUACCAGCUGGAGUCCCACCUCAUUGCAGUGGGCUGCACCUGCAUCCGGCCCGUAGUCACCCUCCAACAGUGAAGACGAAUCCAGAGCAGAUCCUGGGUCAGCUGGACCCAAAAGAAGAAUAAAAAAAAAAUUUGAUUUACAGUUAAGUUUAAAGAUAGUAAUCAGCAAAGUAGAGAAAGCACUGACAAACCCAGCAUAAAAACUACUGAUGGGAGGAUAACACUUUUUUGUAUCCGAUACCGAUAUCACAAACUCGAGUAUCUACCGAUAUUACAGCCCAAACAUGACUCAGCUAAAAAUGCUUUUGCUGAUUUAUUUUUAUCUGACCAAUAUCCGAUCCAAUGAUAUUGUCCGGUAUCAGACUGAUACCGAUACUGAUCGCUAAUUAUUCUCAUCUCCAACAAAACUAUCAGUAUCAGUGUGUCUCGUGCACCGUGUUUUAUUUAUGUCUUAAUUUAAUAUGAAUUGCAUCUUAUUUAAGUGAUUUUGAUAUUUGAUCAGUACA
Solea solea (common sole) is the source of this 1018-nucleotide messenger RNA. It is a transcript of the gene il17a/f1, whose product is annotated as interleukin 17a/f1. Gene Ontology annotation, molecular function: cytokine activity. The transcript is spliced from 3 exons. The record is from RefSeq and is a predicted model, not a curated record. Lineage: Eukaryota; Metazoa; Chordata; Actinopteri; Pleuronectiformes; Soleidae. Gene Ontology annotation, biological process: inflammatory response. Bases 82 to 585 code for a protein of 167 amino acids. Gene Ontology annotation, cellular component: extracellular region.